AUGGUCAUUGCUUCGGGUCGGACUGUGCCUGGGGAAGGAGCGUCCAGACGGCGAGGUGAGGGCGUUGCGUUUGUGCUGAGGGGAAAUGCGCUUCGGGCCUGGCGCGAAGGGGGUUGUCAACUCGUCGCAGUAUCCGCUCGGUUGUUGUCCAUACGCUUGAAGUUUGAUCUGGCGAGUGGAGAGGUUGAAUGGAUGUCGCUGGUUACAGCUUAUGCGCCAACAUUCAACAGUAAGCGCUGUGAAAAGGAUGCGUUUUAUGACUCUCUGCAAGGAGUACUCAACUCAAUACCGUGCACAGAUAAAUUUGUUCUACUUGGAGAUUUCAAUGCCAGAGUGGGAUCUGGAGAGCCAGGUGAUGAUUGGAGCGCUGUGCGUGGCUCACAUGGCUUGGGCUGCCUGAAUUCGUCUGGAGAGGAGCUACUUCAGUUUCUGGCAAUGCAUCAAUGCUGGAUCGCGAACACCUGGUUCAGGAAAAAGCAGGAAUUGAAAGGCACUUGGCAGCAUCCCAGAACUAAACAUGUCCAUUGUAUUGACUUCAUCAUCACAGCGCAAGGGAGCCGGCACUGGUGCACUGAUGCUCAGGUUAUUCGCUCGGCAGAAUGUGGGAGCGACCAUAGUCUUGUUGCCGCCAGGUUUAGGCUCGGCAGGGUCUUGUGGAAACCGCGGAAAUCCACAAAGAGAGUACGAUUUGCAGUGCAUAAUCUGCCCCCAGUGGUUUCGACAGAUGCUGAGGGAAACCACCGGAGGAAGGUUGACGACUACCAGGAAAACAUCAAUGCCAAGAUUGAUGCAGUGGCGGACGCGGAAACGGUAGACGAGAAAUGGAAUGCGAUGCGGGACGUGGUGACGGCGGCAGCUGCGGACACUCUCAGUCAUCAGAGGAGACGGCAGCCUGAUUGGUUUACGGAAAGCCAGGACGGGCUGCGGCCACUGCUGGACGCGCGCAAUGCAUGCUAUCGAACAUGGAUCACUAGUGGCCGGAAUCAGGAAGAGUAUUCGCGCUACCGUGUUGCGCGCACGAGGGCUCGCGCUGCCACCCGAGCUGCGAAGAAUGAUUGGUUUGCUGCCAUGGCACAACGUACUGAGAAGGGGCGCUUUGACUCGGCGCGCAUCUGGGCCGGUAUCAAGACCAUGCAGACGGCUCGGCGAGGGCUUGUGGGUGUAACUGCAGUCGCUGUGCGGGACGAGAACGGAAAUGUCUGUAAUUCACCGGCGGAUCAGGGCCGCACAUGGCACCGUCACUUCUCCAAGGUUUACAAUGUUCCAACCUCGUAUGAACCUGCAACUGUUGCCACCAUUGAGCAACAGGAAGUGUGUGAAGACCUCGCCGAUCCACCUACUCUGGAAGAGCUUAGGCAAGCUGUGCGCCGACUACGGAACGGAAAAGCAGCAGGAGGCUCUGGAAUCUUACCGGAACUGCUGAAGGCUGGUGGGGAUGGCCUCAUGAUGGCACUACUAGACCUUGUCCAGACAGUGUGGAAUGCAGAGCGGGUGCCCCAGGAGUGGGUGGACUGCCAGCUUGUCCCGAUACCAAAAAAAGGAAAUCUAUCCAGCUGUGACAAUUGGAGGGGCAUCGCUCUUCUGGAGGUGGUAGGAAAGGCUGUUGCUGGCCUCGUCCAGACAAGAUUGCAGCGGCUCGCGGAAGACAUCCUACCAGACACGCAGUGUGGAUUCCGCAAAGGCAGAUCUUGUGCGGACAUGAUCUUCGCGGCCUAUGAUUCCGUCACCCGUAAGUGCAUGUGGGAAAUUCUCCGGAAGGCGGGCGUACCUGACAAGCUGGUUACCAUUAUCAGCUCAUUUCAUACCUCUAUGUCUGCAAACCUGUCGAUCCCGGGCAUCGAGGCCGAGCCUAUUGAGGUGCAAAAUGGCCUUCGACAAGGUUGUUGUAUGGCCCCAGUAUUGUUCAAUAUAUUCCUGUGGGCAGUAUUCCAGCUGUGGCAGCGUGAGGUUGCGGACAUACCUGAGAUUGGACUUCCCGUCUCCUCUAACUCUGGACCGUCUCUCCUUUUCAAACGCCAGAAGACUGACACAAUCAACAUCCAUCGUGACUGUCAAUUCGCAGACGAUUCGGCACUUAUUGCUACAACUCACCAUGGUGCCACACUUGCGCUCAGCCGGUUCAUGGACGUCGCAACUCGCUUCCGCCUCACCAUCAACCUAUCAAAAACCAAAGUAAUGGCGAUCGGCUUCGGCAUUUCUCCGGAGGAUCGUCGUCCAUUGGUGGUUGGCGGGGAAAUUUUCGAGAAUGUGCAUGACUUUCGCUACCUAGGCUCCAUCAUCCAUACUGGUGGCCGCACCGCAGUGGACACUCGGUCCCGAGUAGCGUCAGCAUCUAGGGCAUUCGGAGCAUUGCGUCGAUCUGUCUUUGAUGAUGGCGAUCUUUCACUGGCAACGAAGCGAAUGGUGUAUGAUGCAUGUGUGGCUUCUCUUCUCCUUUACGGAGCGGAGUGUUGGGUUUGCCAUGUUCUUGUCGCUGCUGUUCUUGAUGAUAUUCCAUCUAAUGACCUGUCGUUGCUUCCAUAG
This is a messenger RNA of Sycon ciliatum, 2523 nucleotides long. RefSeq lists its product as uncharacterized. Lineage: Eukaryota; Metazoa; Porifera; Calcarea; Leucosolenida; Sycettidae. The coding region runs from base 1 to 2523 and encodes 840 amino acids. The transcript has 3 exons. The record is from RefSeq and is a predicted model, not a curated record.